AUGGUAGCCAAGGCACUUUGCAUCGCGCUCGCGAUUAUCUGUGCUGCGUCAGCGGCACCCCAGAACAGAAUAACCGGUGGGUCUGAUACCGACAUCACCGAAUUCCCACACAUCGCAGCGCUCGUGUACUACUAUCCCAGAAUCGAGCUUUACAUCCAACGUUGUGUGGGACCCCUCAUUUCAUCCUGGCAUGUCUUGUCUUCAGCGUACUGCUUUACAGGAGCUGAUCUGUCCAACUUCGUGAUCCGCGCCGGUUCCUCCAACAGCCUUAUUGGAGGCUUGGAGACAACCAUGCGUGGAAUCCUCAAGCACCCCGAUUACGUAGAAUCUCCUCGCCAAAACGAUAUCGCCCUUGUUUUCUUGCAACAGCCAUUCGGACAAAGCAGUGUUAUUAGGCCGCUGCCUUUGCCACCCCAGGACUAUGUUGUACCUGAUGGAAUCGCUGGUGUGGUAGCUGGAUGGGGUUUUGAAAUGGAAGGUGGUAUUCAACAUGACACCCUCAAAAGCGUGGUCUUAGAAAAGGUGUCCCUUGACUCUUGCGCGGCUGCUUAUGCUGACGAAGAUCAAAUCGAUAUCAAUGAAAGAGUGAUAUGCGCUGCGAGAGAAAGCUAUGGCACAUGUUUCGGCGACGCCGGCGCACCCAUGGUGGCUGCAGUGUUCAACACACCGGCACUUAUUGGUAUCUCAUCCUACUACAAGGACUGCGGUUCUGCUGAAUACCCAGAUGUGUUCACAAACAUUGCCAGCUACACAGACUGGAUUGUGGAGAAUGCUGUAGCACCCGAACAGAGGUUCGCUUCUGACCGACCCAACAUUGUCUAUUGAAGUUCGAUUUUUAUUAGAACGUGAUGUUUAAGUAGUGUUUAAGCCAGA
Molecule: messenger RNA, 873 nt
Organism: Zerene cesonia (dogface butterfly)
Lineage: Eukaryota; Metazoa; Arthropoda; Insecta; Lepidoptera; Pieridae
Product: trypsin-3-like
Exons: 5
Coding region: 1-825 (274 amino acids)
Biological process (GO): proteolysis
Molecular function (GO): serine-type endopeptidase activity
Source: RefSeq, a predicted model, not a curated record